AUGAUUUCAAUGCAAUUGACGGUUGGUUAUUGCGAUGGAAAACAAGACAAAACAUUAAAUUUUAAAGCGCACGGUGAAAAGGGCAGUGCCGACAAGGAAAGUUCCAAACAGUGGAAAACUACGAAAAUUCCUACUUUUUUAGAGAAUUUUUGUGCUGAUGACAUUUACAAUGCUGAUGAAACCGGCCUCUAUUAUCGUGCUACGCCAGACGGUUCCUUAUGCUAUAAACACAUUGCACUGACUGGUUAUAAAAAGGUGAUGGACCGCAUUACUGUGUUAUGCUGUACGAAUAUGUCAGGUUCUGACAAACGAAAGCUACUGAUCAUAGGAAAAAGUGAUGACAUUGAUGCUUUAAGGGGUUGA
Messenger RNA from Stegodyphus dumicola, 363 nucleotides. RefSeq names its product tigger transposable element-derived protein 6-like. Lineage: Eukaryota; Metazoa; Arthropoda; Arachnida; Araneae; Eresidae. The record is from RefSeq and is a predicted model, not a curated record.